This is a messenger RNA of Perca fluviatilis (European perch), 1378 nucleotides long. RefSeq names its product apoptosis, caspase activation inhibitor (gene aven). Gene Ontology annotation, biological process: negative regulation of G2/M transition of mitotic cell cycle. Lineage: Eukaryota; Metazoa; Chordata; Actinopteri; Perciformes; Percidae. The record is from RefSeq and is a predicted model, not a curated record.
ACUUUGUGGUGUCACAUGCUAAACUGUUCGGCCACAUUGACAACAAUGGAGGUUAGACCGAAGAGAGGCAGGGGAGGCAGUUGGAGAAGAGGUGGCCGGGGUGCAAACGACAGCGACAGUUUUGGCGGUGAACCCCGGGGCAGAGGGAGAGGAGGCCGUGGCCGGAGUAAAAGAGACCACUACCGCGGUCGUGGACGUGGGGGAAGCGCCCAUGCAGCGGAAUUCCAGCACCGGGAUCAAGAUGAAGGGGACAACUUUCAGGGGGAAGGCGACCGGAUGGAGGUGUUCUCCAGGAGGAAACUGGAGUCAAACUGGGACCGUUAUGAGGUGUCAGAGAGGCCGGAGCCUGAUGAUGACACGCCCACACAGAGAGGAACAGACUACCACGUCCUGUUGGGGUCAGCAGGGGAUUCGUUCACUCAAUUCCGGUUUUCAGAAGAAAAGGACUGGGAGAUGGACUCAUCUGCAGCCAGUCAGAUGUCUGCCGUGUUUGUGGACCUCCCAGCCCUCGCUCAGAUCCUUCAGCAAGUGCCCCUCCAUCAGAGACUCAACCUGGAGGCUGAGCUGCAUCAGGUCUCUACUCCAGUAGAGCUGCCCACUAUGGCCAUCGCACCUAAACAGGAAGUGCCCAAAACAGCCACAUUCACUCCUCCGUCUGCACCUUUCAAAGUCCUCAGCACCAACCAGAAAGUCCCCACGGCUUCAAACCCAGCGUCGGGCUCCGACUCGCAGGUUUCCUCGAGCGCUGCAGAGCCGGCGGUGGAUGAGGAUGGCGACGAAGAGCUGGACCUGCUGCUCGGUUUACAGAAACCAGUCUCGGGUGUUUCAGGAAACCAGUCCGUCAGUGUCGCCGACGAAGAGAGUGCAGUUCCAGGGAAAGCCUGUAAGGAAGUGAAGGAGGUGGUACCAGAGGUGAUAGAAAAGAAGAUGGAGACGAAAGACAAAGACAUUACAACUCCGAAGUCUGCUUCCGUCAGGCAGGAAAUGAGCGAGGAGGACCUGGAGAACUGGCUCGACAGCAUGAUCUCCUGACCACCAAGCACCAAGGAAAGGACUUGAUUAAAGAUAGAAGAUGUAUAUAAAAAAAAUUGGACUUUGGUUUUGAAUUCAACCUUGGAAACCAAUUAUAAAGUUUACAUGCUGGACAGAUGUUUGUUAAGGACUUGAAAGUUGGAUUUCACUUUCACCUGGCCUCUGCUUUAUACUGAUUAACAAGUGGCGGUCAUAUAUGUUUAAAGGUAUAAAAGACAGUUCAUGUUUGUGAUAAUGUGUCCAAAUGUUCCUGCUGCACGUUUCAGAGGAAAAAUUCUGUUCGUAAAAGUUACACAGCACCGUCGGAGGAACUCAGCUGAAAUAAAGGGACGGACAGAUAGUGAAA